Aureobasidium subglaciale EXF-2481 is the source of this 1797-nucleotide messenger RNA. RefSeq lists its product as uncharacterized. Lineage: Eukaryota; Fungi; Ascomycota; Dothideomycetes; Dothideales; Saccotheciaceae. The coding region runs from base 1 to 1797 and encodes 598 amino acids. The record is from RefSeq and is a predicted model, not a curated record. The transcript is spliced from 3 exons.
AUGCCGUGCUUCAAGGGCAUCGCCGUCAGCAUCCACACACCGGAAGGGCCCCUCUCCGAACAUGGUGUCCAGAGUCUGUCGCGCUUCGGUCGCAUCAACACCUACAUCCCCGUCCCUGCGCCUACAAUCCCGCCAAACUCGACGACCGGUCAGCCGCAACAGUCGACUUUUGCCGUCUCCAUCACUCUCCUCACUCAGGGCUUGAAAGUUCCCUACUCGACUCCGCGCCCCACUCCUACCAACCCCAACCCUUCAGCUGUUUAUGUCGGUCCUCAAACUACUGGUAUGACCAGAGGUCUGCCCAAGAAAGAGCCUGCGCCGAUCGAUCCUGAGACUGGAAAGCCUCAAGUCCUUAUCCCACCCUACCAGCCCCGCACUUCAUCGCCAAACGAGACUAUCGCUGCAUACAUCUACUUUGACGGCCGCCAAAAAGAGGAAGUCGCCACGUUACUCCGCAAAGGCGAAGAGACUUGGGUAAACUCAAGAUGGGUCAGCAUACCUGACAGUGAAGGAGGCGGUCUGGCUGAGCGCGAAUUCCUCUUCCGCGAGGUCGGCCUGGAACGCUGGCUCAACGGACUGGAUCUGACGAGCACCGAUAAGGAAGCAAAAGCCGCUCUGAUUGACAAGCGUAGAAGGAAGUUCGAAAAGAUGCGCCAACGCGAGGAAAAGAAGAGGGAGAUCAAGAGAGAAGACAGUGAUGACGAGGACGACCAGGAAAAGCCCCGCUAUGACCGUAACACCGUCCUGCGCUACGGCGAAGAUACUGGCGCCCCCACAGAGGCCAUCAUGCAAGACGAGGACAUGUCUGAUUCUGACUCGGACUCGGACAUGCCUGAGAGCGAGGCUGCUGGUCAGAUCAAGAUUGUGCUCUUCCGCGUUCUUGCCUCUGGCGAGAUCAAGCGUGGAGAGUAUUCACCGCAAUUUGACGUCCACGACGAUGAAGGCACUAACAAUGACGCCGCCGAGGAUGAGGAUGUCGACCAUACCACCGGCCUUGACAAGCCCAAGACGCUCGAUCCCAAGAGUAUUAGCACACAAACUGUCACCGGCAUCGAUCCCCCAGACAGCCCUUUUGCUACCUUUACCUUUUACUACCGCAGCCCUAAGCAACUCGAAAAGAUGGGCGUCAUCGCACCCAGCCGCAAGACUUCUUCGACCGUCGCGAGAAAACGUAGCACUGAUUUCUCAAAACUCGGUCCCUUGAAGAACCAAGGCACCAAGGGUUUCUCAAGCUACCGCGAUCCUGCCGCACUCGCUCCCCGCAAGGGCUCGAAGAACGCCGAUACAAUGGAUAGCGAUGAAGAAGACGAGGAGCCUGGCGCUCGUGAUGACAUGGACGAUGUUGAUGUCAAAGAUGAGAAUGGUAACCCCUUGAUCCUGACCGAAGAAGACCGUGCCCGUCAAGAGGAGAUGGCCGAGGGUGUCCGCCACAUCAAACUCAAGCGUCAGCAUUCGGGCGAAUUCAACAACCCCACCCCUAGCAAAUCUCCUCACAUCGGUUCCUCGACCGCGCACAUCACCGAGGCCUUGGAUUCACCUAGUGACAAGGCCAGUCAUAAGCUUCUCGCCGAGCCUACAGGUGACUACACCGAGAGUCCCCUGAAGAAACAGCGCCCAGCUGUCGAUGCAAGCCCUCUGAGCAAGCCCAGCCUCACAGGUCCUAGUUCUGCACCUACGACUCAUCCUUCUGUCCCUCUUGGUGCAUCGCCUCUUUCUGCGAGCACAUCAGCACCUCAGACUCAGCCUGCUCACCCCGCUCCACCUGCCCAAGCUAUUGAUGAGGAUGAGGAGCUGUGA